Messenger RNA from Oncorhynchus kisutch (coho salmon), 3390 nucleotides. Its product is annotated as glycolipid transfer protein. NCBI's taxonomy places the organism in Eukaryota, Metazoa, Chordata, Actinopteri, Salmoniformes, Salmonidae. The coding region runs from base 160 to 789 and encodes 209 amino acids. The record is from RefSeq and is a predicted model, not a curated record. Gene Ontology annotation, molecular function: ceramide 1-phosphate binding; ceramide 1-phosphate transfer activity. The transcript is spliced from 5 exons. Gene Ontology annotation, biological process: intermembrane lipid transfer; ceramide transport. Gene Ontology annotation, cellular component: cytosol; membrane; cytoplasm.
GGGCGCGCCCCCUGCCAAGUCAGUGAGCCUUGCCAGAGUAUACAGUUGCCUUGCCGUAGGCGUAGAAGACAGUGAACACGGAAGACAGUUCCGGGUUUAUUAUUCACAGACAGCAGUCGUUAUCAUUCUGUAGUUAGUCACAUACCAUUUCAGAAAACGAUGUCACUUUUAAUGGAUAACCAAUUUGGAGAACUUCCAGUCGACAAAUCAGUGGAUACAAAGUUCUUUCUGGAGUCAGUGGCAUAUCUUCCGCUUUUUUUUGACUGCCUGGGGUCAAAAGUAUUUGUUCCUAUCAAAUCAGACAUCAGUGGCAAUAUAACAAAAAUCAGAAGUGUGUAUGACAAGGACCCUGCCAAGUAUGCAACACUACAGCAGAUAGUGGAGUCAGAGAAGGAGGCAUAUGGCACAGAGUGGCCCAAAGUGGGAGCCACCUUGGCCCUGAUGUGGCUGAAGAGAGGCCUCCGUUUCAUCCAGAUCCUGCUUCAGAGCUUGGCAGAUGGAGAGAAAGAUGAGAACAACCCUAACCUCAUCCGUGUCAACAUCACCAAAGCCUACGACCAGGCCCUGAAGAAAUACCACGGCUGGCUAGUGCAGAAGAUCUUUAAGGCGGCAUUGCUUGCAGCACCCUAUAAGUCAGACUUUAUAAAGGCCCUGUCAAAAGGUCAAGAGGUUAGAGAGGAGGACUGCAUGGCUAGUGUACGCCAGUUCCUCAUCAAUUACACGGCCACAGUGGAUGCAAUCUAUGAGAUGUACACAACGCUGAAUGCAGAGCUGGACUAUAGUGUUUGAUGUCCCCCAUACUGGACCACAGCAGCAUCCUGCGUGUUAUUUUCUUUCAGUCUUCUAUUUUUCAUCCUUUCUCUCAGGUUAUGGAACUUUCCAGCUUAUGAGGAUUGAGGACUUUAUUUCAAUGACGCUGUUUUUAUUCGUAUCACCAUUUGUAUGAUUAAUUUCAUGUCCCUCCUUUUAAGUCCCUCCCUACUGAAUGUUGACGGUUUGGCCCCAGGUGAGUUGCUACUGGAUGGAAAGUGGCAUAUUCCGUGUUGAGUCUGUUAUAAAUUCAAGAAAUGUAAAAAUUGCAGGAAUGUUACAGGUCUAGCACAACUCUUGUUGUGUAAGCCCAUUAAGCGGUCUGCUGCAGUUACACAUGAUCCACCAUCAGGUAAGAGACAUUUAGAAGUGAUACCCAGAGAGCUGGUCAGUGUUAUUCUAGUACUGUAUCUCUCUCUGUGGGAGGGAAGAGUGUAUCUGCUGAUGAUACAAGACUCAUGAAAUCCCUACUGUAACUCUACCCUGAAACGUGAGAUAGUACCCUCACUGCCCUGUAGCUAGGGGAAGAGUUAACUACCCCGUGCCUUUAGAGAUUAUAACCAGCAUUAGUGGUUUUAAUGCUUAGUGCUGUCUGUUGUGUGAUGUUUUGUUUGUGGCUUCUGCAUGUUUGUUUGAACAACUGAAUCUUUAGUUGAGUAGGGUUGCACUUCCUUCAUGUCUUUUUGAAAUACAUAUUUUCAAUCCAUUCAAUUUGUUCGACACAUUUAGCAUUUAACAUUUUAGCCAUUUAGCAGAUGCUCUUAUCCAGAGGGAUUAACAGUUAGUGUAUUAAUCUUAAGGUAGCUAAGAGCGACAACUACAUCUCACAGUCAUAGUAAGCAAAAAAUAAAUAGUAGCUAUCAGCAAAUGCAGUACUAGACAAUGCCAAACAGUAUUUGGCACAUACAUUUACAUGUCAGUUUCAUUCACUAUUGGGGUGUUGCACUUCAUGUGAUUUUGAAAGCUUGCUGUAAUAGCAACAUUUUAUUUGACUUCAGAAAGUGUAUUGUUUCUGAAAUAGUACUGUAUUUCCUAAUUGUUGGAACAACAUUUAUUGGCUCAAAUCAGUUCAAAGAGCAUGGUCAAUGCAAUCUAAUUAUUUAUUUGUGAGAUACAUGCUUGUGUUUGUCCUGUAUGUAUACCUGGAAUAUGAUUAUGUGCAUUGAUAACAUUGAAGUGAUUUUUUAGGUCAAUCACGACCAAAACAUCCCACCACCUGAACAGCUUCUUCCCCCAUGCCGUGGCCCUUACCAACCGGUCACAAUGAUCUCCUCAUUCAAGGACUAGGCACUGUUUACUAUUCAUCUAAGGACGAUGCACCCUGCACUUUCAUAAAACUGCACAUUACUCCCAGUGUGGUCAUCUGCUGCAAUAGCCAAUCUGUGACAAGGAUCGAUGAGUUGUGACUUCCGAUAUGCCAUUCUGCACACCACUGUUGUACUGCACCAUUAUUUGUAUUUGUGGACCGCCUGUUAGUUUGCACAAUUCUUGCCAUUCUCCUUCGACCUCACUCAUCCACGAGCUGUUAUCGUGCACCAUUGCGCGCAUGUUGAUUUUGUCCCCCCCACACCAUACGUGUUCAGGACACACUCUGAACCAACAAUAUUAAUUUGGGGACAGGUCGAAAAGCAUUAAACAUUUAUGGAAAUUUAGCUAGCUAGCAUGCUGUUGCUAGCUAAUUUGUCCUGGGGUAUAAACAUUGGGGUUUUAUUUUACCUGAAAUGCACAAGGUCCUCUAUUAUGACAAUUAAUCCACAGAUAAAAGGGUAAAAGUUUGUUUUCUAGUAAUCUCUCCUCCUUCAGACUUCUUCUUUGGACUUAAUACUGUAUGGCAGUUGGCAACCAACUUUAAGGUACAUUACCACAACCAACUGGACUGGAGUGUAAACCUCAGUUCACCUGUCAAUCACCCACAUGGGUAUAUGCUCUUAAAAACCAAUGAGGAGAUGGCAUGUGGGUAUAUGCUCCUAAAAACCAAUGAGGAGAUGGGAGAGGCAGGACUUGCAGCACAUCAAGCGUCACAAAUAGAACUAAGUUCUAUUUUAACACUUGGCUACACAGACGCUCGUUGACACCCGUGAGCAGUGUGGGUGCAAUGAUUGAAUGACAUUUAUUUUGCAACGCUUGCGGUCCGAUCAGCAUGUAAGUCGCUUAGGUCACUUGUUUUGCCCAUUGUAACGUUCAAUCGAACAGUAACUGAAUGCCUCGAUGCCUGUCUGCUUGCUUUAUAUACUAGCAAGCCACGGCCAUGUGACUCACUCUGUAGGAGCGAUCCAUUUUUGUGAACAGGCCGGUGAGUGUAUAUUUCCCUUAUAGCAUAUCAUCCCGUAAAUUGAUUUAUUCAUACAUCUAUACAUGUACAAUUCUUAAUGUAGCUUAUAGUGUAAUCUGUCGUUUUUAGCGUGGUGUUCAUUGUCUACAUACUGUAUGUGGAUUGUGUAAAUUCUGUGUCUAUAUAGCUUGUCCGUAUAUUCUGUUUGUCUGUAUAUUCUGUUUAUUGUGGCAGCACCAUUUCACAGAGUCAAAGUCCUGUACAUGCUAAUGUAUUUGGCUAAUAAAGGUGAUUCUGAUUUCACUGAA